Messenger RNA from Cadophora gregata, 2387 nucleotides. RefSeq lists its product as uncharacterized. NCBI's taxonomy places the organism in Eukaryota, Fungi, Ascomycota, Leotiomycetes, Helotiales, Ploettnerulaceae. The transcript has 2 exons. Gene Ontology annotation, molecular function: DNA-binding transcription factor activity, RNA polymerase II-specific; zinc ion binding. Gene Ontology annotation, biological process: regulation of DNA-templated transcription. Bases 104 to 1966 code for a protein of 620 amino acids. The record is from RefSeq and is a predicted model, not a curated record.
UCGAUGACAGACAGGCGCUUGAAAUUUUUCUGAAUAUCAGAGAUCUGGAUGCUCCCCAUGGAUGAGGAAUGAGAACUCAUGAGGUGGGUUUGAAGAAUGAACUAUGAAUGCCCUCUUGCCCAAGAAGAAGGUCCGCGCGAGCCAUACGAAGUCGAAAACUGGGUGCCGGACAUGCAAGAUACGAAGAGUCAAAUGCGAUGAGAGUAGGCCAUUAUGUCGGAAUUGCUUCUCAACUGGCCGCAAGUGUGAUGGCUAUGGAGUCUGGACAACCGGCACCAUCAACAUCCUUACGACCAAGGAAGUCGUCCCAGUCGUGCAAACUGUAUCUCCUCAGUCUAGCAACGAUUCAUCCCCAGAGCCAAUGAACAUUUCCUUCCUCGUGAAAUUGCCCGGUUUAGUCUCAGCACAGCUAAAUGACGAGGAGCGGCUGUGUUUCGACUUCUUCCGAUCCACGACUAUCGUCAAACUCCCCGGGCUGUUCUACUCCCAUUUCUGGCAGGAACUUGUCCUCCAAGCUUGCGUGCUAGAGCCAGCAGUGCUGCACGCUGUGAUAGCACUGGGUUCUGCACAUAGGAUAGAAGAGGAGACUCUGAGGCCGCGGGGGGCAAUUUCGCUCUUUGAUAGGACUGAACUUAGUCGGCGGGAGGUGUUCACUAUCCAGGAAUACUCGAAAGCUAUCAGCCAUCUCCGGAACCGCAAGACGGAGGAUAAGACUGCUUCGCUUCGGGUGGUACUUAUCACUUGCGUGUUGUUCGUUACGCUCGAUCUUCUGCGAGGAGAGUAUGGCAAUGCCAUGACGCAUACGCAGAGUGGUUGGAAGUUGAUGAGAGAGCUUCAGUCUGGCGGUUCAGACAAAGCGACAUGUCAGCCAGAAGUCGACAUGUCUUCAAACUGUACCACCGUAGACGAAUCUCUAUCCGAAUCGCUCUCAUGUCUGAGUGUCCAAUCCGCAUUAUUCGGCUGCAACACAGCGACAUCACACCUCGAGAUCAGCCAGCCAACCCCACUAUCCGACAUCAAGAUCCCUUCCAGAUUCCGCAACAUGUCCGAAGCCCGGCGGAGCUUCAACAGCGUCCUAGGCGAGGUCCUAGCCCUCUCCCAGAAAUGCCGCUCCUUCGACUUCAGCGGCACAACAUACCCGCCCGACAUGAGCAGCCGACAGGUGUGCCUGCAGAGCGCCAUCGCCUCCUGGAAAAUGGCUUACAGCCGCAGCCGCGACGCGCUCACCCGCCAGGCCAACAACGAACAUACCGUGCUGGGCGUGUUUCUCCUGCGGGUCUUCCUGACGAUGACGUCUAUCAUGGCCGAGACGGCGCUGUGUCGAGGGAAGCAGACGAUUUUCGAUAAUUAUACGUCGCACUUUACGUCGAUUAUCACGCAGACUUUACACCUGCUGAGGCGCUCGGCGCAUAAGAAGAUGGAGAUGAGGGCGCGGUUUAACGACUGGGAGCGCGCGGCGGAUUUCAUCGCCGAUGUGGGACUCUUGCCCUUCACGUACUACACUGCGCUUAAAUGUCGUGUGCCGUGGAUACGACGACAGGCUAUUGCACUGCUCCUAGCGACGCCCAUACGCGAGGGCAUGUGGGAUAGUUUCAUCAUGGGGAACGUAGCGCGGGAAGUCAUGAUCGCGGAAGAAGCUGGGUUCUUCGACUCCUGGGCCGACGAGAUUGACGCGGGCCCGUUCGACUCGCCAGUGGAGAGGAACGAGCGGCUGAAACAUAUACCUGUUCUGCCUGAAUCGUUGAGGUUCUAUGAUGUGGAGCUGGAGAUGCUUGAUCCGGGGAAGGGGUGCGGGAAGUUGAUUUUAAGGAGGCAGAAGCCUGGUGUGGAGGGCGGCUGGGAGGAGGUUGAGCGUUCUUUCGAUUUCUCGGAGCUGACGAAGGGGUGUUAUUCUGAUGUGGACUAUUCGCCGCUCUUUGCUGAUGGUAGUUCUGGGUCGAGUUCUGGAAGUUCUGUUGCGAGUUGAUGUCUGUCACGUGAACCGUACAUCGAGACAAUGCUUUGUAUGCAUGGUUGCUUGGGGAGCGAAACGGAACUAGAUACGGGUUGGCUGGUGUUGCAGAAGAAGAUUUACAAGGCGGUGGGUUGGUCGGCGUUGUCGUUUGCUGGUUUCUGAGAUUCCCCUCUUCGGUUAUAGAUGUACAAAUAUACCAAUGUUCCGCAAGUAACCACGAAAUCCCGUAAGCUAUUCAGUUUACUUCAAGCUUGCAAGACUCGUCGUGAACAGCAAAUUAUCGGAGCACAUUCCAAGAACGUAAAGAGGUAUCAGAAAUCUUUAUAUCAAGUGUUGCAUUGUCAUGUGGGUACGAGGUGGUGAGUUGUGGUAUGUUCUGACGACUCUAGCGUAUUCGGGACGUUAGGUGUGCAUCAUCGGCAUAGACUUUUGG